Homarus americanus (American lobster) is the source of this 722-nucleotide messenger RNA. It is a transcript of the gene RpL9, whose product is annotated as 60S ribosomal protein L9-like. The transcript is spliced from 5 exons. The record is from RefSeq and is a predicted model, not a curated record. Lineage: Eukaryota; Metazoa; Arthropoda; Malacostraca; Decapoda; Nephropidae. Gene Ontology annotation, cellular component: cytosolic large ribosomal subunit; ribosome. The coding region runs from base 125 to 703 and encodes 192 amino acids. Gene Ontology annotation, biological process: cytoplasmic translation. Gene Ontology annotation, molecular function: structural constituent of ribosome; rRNA binding.
CUGCAGAGGUCUUUCCCGAGGUGUUGGUCUGCCAGGCGGUGAGGAGCUGUGCUGGCCUGUGAACUAUAUCCUUGUUUAUUAAUAUCAUCCGAGAGCCUUAGUGAGAAAUAAACACCAGUCCAAGAUGAAGACCAUCAUCACCUCCCAGACGGUGACCAUCCCUAAGACCAUAGCAGUGAGCGUCAAGAAGCGUGUAGUGACCAUAAGGGGUCCCAGAGGCACCCUGCGUCGCUCCUUCAAGGACAUGAAGCUGGACAUGAAGACACAAAAGGUGAAGAAGGGCACCGUUGUUUCUGUGGAUAAAUGGUACGGAAACCGCAAGGAGGUCGCUGCCGUGCGCACCGUCUGCAGCCACAUUGCCAACAUGGUCACCGGCGUUACUGAUGGUUUCCAGUACAAGAUGCGCGCUGUGUACGCCCAUUUCCCCAUCAACUGCGUCAUCUCAAACAACAACCAGACUGUUGAGAUCCGUAACUUCUUGGGGGAGAAAUUCAUCCGCAAAGUAGACAUGUUACCCGGAGUCACCAUCUCUGCCUCUGCGAAACAAAAGGAUGAGUUUGUUAUUGAGGGCAACUGCCUGGAGUCUGUGUCACAAACUGCUGCACGCAUCCAACAAAGUACGACAGUUAAGUGCAAGGAUAUCCGUAAGUUCUUGGACGGUAUCUACGUGUCAGAAAAGGGUCACGUUGUGGAACAUGAUUAAGUAAAGUUUGACCACAGUU